This is a messenger RNA of Jaculus jaculus (lesser Egyptian jerboa), 957 nucleotides long. Its product is annotated as serine/arginine-rich splicing factor 3-like. NCBI's taxonomy places the organism in Eukaryota, Metazoa, Chordata, Mammalia, Rodentia, Dipodidae. The transcript has a single exon. Gene Ontology annotation, cellular component: nuclear speck. The record is from RefSeq and is a predicted model, not a curated record. Gene Ontology annotation, biological process: mRNA splicing, via spliceosome. The coding region runs from base 158 to 652 and encodes 164 amino acids. Gene Ontology annotation, molecular function: RNA binding.
CGUAGUGGAUAAAGAGAGCGGCCUGUAGGGUGGGAGGGAGAAAAAGAAAAGAAAACAAAAAACAACCAAGUGGAGCCCGAGGGGUGCGGCGGCUAGGCCUCGUCGGAGCCUGUGUGGAUUCGAAGGGUGUCGGUGUCGGGAUCCCGAGGAUCUCGAAAUGCAUCGUGAUUCUUGUCCGUUGGACUGCAAGGUGUAUGUAGGUAAUCUUGGAAACAAUGGCAACAAGACUGAAUUGGAACGGGCUUUUGGCUAUUAUGGACCACUCCGAAGUGUGUGGGUUGCUAGAAACCCUCCCGGCUUUGCUUUUGUUGAAUUUGAGGAUCCCCGAGAUGCAGCUGAUGCUGUCCGCGAGCUAGAUGGAAGAACACUAUGUGGCUGCCUUGUGAGAGUGGAACUGUCGAAUGGUGAAAAAAGAAGUCGAAAUCGUGGCCCACCUCCCUCUUGGGGUCGUCGUCCUCGAGAUGAUUACCGUAGGAGGAGUCCUCCACCUCGGCGCAGAUCUCCAAGGAGGAGAAGCUUCUCUCGCAGCCGGAGCAGGUCCCUUUCCAGAGAUAGGAGAAGAGAGAGAUCACUGUCUCGGGAGAGAAAUCACAAGCCGUCUCGAUCCUUCUCUAGGUCUCGAAGCCGAUCUAGGUCAAAUGAAAGAAAAUAGAAGACCAGUUUGCAACACAAGUGGUGUACAGGAAAUAAUUUCAUUUGACAGGAGUAUGUACAGAAAAUUCAAGUUUUGUUUGAGACUUCAUAGGCUUGGUGCAUUUUUAAGAUGUUUUAGCUGUUCAGAUUUGUCUUUCUCUUGGAACAGUGACACAUGUAACAAUGUCAUUCUCUAUGGUUUGAAAUGGAUCAUAUGAGGCAUGUAAUACCAAGAAUUGUUACUUUACAAUGUUCCCUUAAGCAAGAUUGAAUUUGCUUGGAAUUUUAGUUUUUCAUAGUCUGAAAUAAACCUAAAUCCUGCCC